UUGCCGGGCGGGAGGGCGGCCGUUGGGGCCGUUGAGUCGGCGGCGGCUCCGACCGCAAGGCUCCAGAUGGAAGCGGCGCCGGAUCCCGGGCCGGGGCUCUGCUGUAAGCCGGGCGGCCGUCUGGACAUGAGCCACGGCUUCGUGCACCACAUCCGACGGAACCAGCUCGCCCGGGACGACUAUGAUAAGAAGGUGAAGCAAGCGGCCAAGGAGAAGGCUAGGAGGCGGCACACUCCGGCGCCGACGCGGCCCCGCAAGCCCGACCUGCAGGUGUACCUGCCGCGACACCGAGAUGGCUCUACCCACCCAAGCAAUCCAGACUGUGAGGAAUCCGGUGAAAGCAGCAGUAGUGGUGGCUCCGAGCCAGAGCCUUCUGGCCAUCAGCUCUUCUGUUUAGAGUAUGAGGCAGACAGCGGAGAGGUGACCUCUGUUAUCGUGUAUCAGGACGAUGAUCCAGGAAGGGUGAGUGAGGAGGUGUCGGCACACACGCCUCUGGACCCACCCCUGCGAGAGGCCCUCAAGUUGCGCAUCCAGGAGGAGAUUGCAAAGCGCCAGAGCCGACAUUGACCAGGCUGAAGGCAGUGUCACCAGGCUGGAUUCACUGCCCAGGGAGCUCGCUCCUAGUUCGGGGGUGACAAGACCAAUCUGAACCGAUCUUGAGACAGACAGACAGACAGAGAGAGAGAGAGAGAGAGAGAGAGAGACACACACACACACACACACACACACACACACCCCCCCCCCCCCCCAAGCUGACACAUCCAUAGGAAUAGGGUGUUGUAGGGACAAGCCUGGCCACCUCCUUUGUAGCCAUUAGUUCUUGUGUCUGGGCCCAUUUGACCAGCUUAGUAUUCUGGAAUUCGAAAACUUUGUUUGGCUGCCUUGGUGUCCUGGAAGCAGAGAUUCCAGGGAGAGCUGAGGUUCCUAAUAGCCUGUGCUAACAUGCUGCUUUCUUACUGAAGUCACAUGCCAUGGGACACCUAGCUGCCACACCCCACCCUGCUCAGUCAGCUGUUUGUUGCUUUAUGGUUCCUUUGUUCCUUGCUUCUGCUCACUUCCAUCCACGUUUUCCCAGAUCUUUUCUUCAGCUGUUUCUUUGUUCUUUCCAUUCUCUCCUCUCUUGGUCUCAGAAUCCAUCAGUUCCACCCCACCUCCCAACAUGACUGUGCACCUCCCAACUGCUCAGGACUGUGGAGGUGGGGAGUUCUGGGGGUCUGCCUUUUUGAUAAGCUCUCUCGGUUAUUCUAAUACCAGUGAAGUGGGAGAUUUUCAUUUUUGAGGCUGAGAGCAUGUCUCCCUCCCCUUCCAUGGCUUUUGCAGGUUUCUUUCACACCCCCUGCUUUGCACUGUCUAGAUAGAACUAGAAGAUGAUGUCAGAACUAAAGUGCAAGGGUUUCCUGCAGCACAACCUGCCUUGCUUAUGGCUACAGGACUCCACAGUUUUCAGCCUCCCAGCUGUGAAGAGACCAUCCUCUGCUCAGGCUAGAGAGGGAUCAGCAAAACAAGCUUGAAAUGACUCUCCCAAUGUGAUACAAGUCUUGAAUGUAUGUACAAAGGGAAAUUCAACAUAAGCGAUAGUUGCAUAUUUGGAUCCCUAGUUGCAAAAAAAAAAAAAAAGAGAGAGAGAGAAGAAGAGGAAAAGUCCCAAACAAAGGGUGGUGAAAUGAGUCUCUCAUCCGCCCUUCCUCUGCCCCAUUCUUUUUCCUUUCCUAUCUCCCAAGAGUAUAUAAACUGAGAUCCUUAGAUUAAAGAUCUUAGGAAUAUCACUGCUUUCACCUCAGUGCACAUUCUCCCUAAUGCAGGGUUAGGCUGAGGUCUGAGAAGUCCACAAGACAUCCUGUGGACUAGAGUUCCAAGCCACUUCAGAUUUCCAGCAAUUGGCAUAACCUCCGUGACUUGAAGUACAGGGUUUAAGUGAGCCCAUGAACACUAAGACUUCUUGAAACCAAAGGCCCCCCUGCCCCAGCGGUUUCUCUACAUCAGUCUCUCAAGAUUCUGACGUUUCCAUCUCGGCACCUUUUCUCUUAAAGGACACCUGAGGGUACUGUUGGUUUGUGCCCUACACUCUUGAAAAACCUACCGCCUCAGGAAUGGGGCAAGGCAGCUACUAAACUACAUCUUUGGAAUCUAGCAAGCCGCAGCUUGCAGUACCGGAGGAAUUUUGGGAAGGUGAGUGAGGUGGAUAAGUUAGGCCAGGGACCAGAAUGUUCCUGACCCACAGAGCUGGUCUAAGGUUAAAUGCCGCCAGUCCUGGGCUCAGUUCUACUUUCAGAGGAGAAAGUCUGCCCUCUACUCGGCCAGGCUACAAGUGCCUUUUUGACUUGUAAUGUUAACUGCCCUCUAGAGCCUCCCGGGUCAGGGAGGCUGUACCACAUUCUAGCCCCAGUCUUCCUGCAGCUCAGAGGACUGGGGAGUUCAGUCUUCCAGUUCAUCAACUGAUCUUCCGACUUGGACAUAGGAUUUCACUGGAACUCUUAGGCUUCCUACUCUGGAAAUAUUUUUUGGGUCUGUCUUCUCACAACUGGAUGGCCUGUUUCACGGAUUUAUUACAGAAUUUAGAAACAAGACCAGAAGAAGUGGUUUGGGGCAUGGCACCUGAAAUUUUAGCCUCCAUUCCUAUUUGUGAGAAGGGAAGUGUGUACCUAUUGUGACUUUUUAUGUGUUUGUCAUGUAAUCCUCACACUCUCAGGUAAGAGAUUCACGGGAACGUGUUUAUGAGCUUUUUUUCUUGAGGCAUUUUGCUUAUCAAGUGCAUAUAAAAUUUUUUCCACCCACAAAAGCAUCCUAAUUUAACCAGCAUGACUAGAAAGUACUAAGCUUGCGAUACUUCAGUAUGAGGUUGUCCUCUAGGGGAGGCCUGUUGGUGAUGCUGCUGUCACUGCUCCAGCUGUGCCUGAGAUGCUUCUCUGGUGAUGGCCCUCAGCCAGCUGAUGGCCUUCUAGCUCAGGCUCCUUGCUUACUGCCACCCCUCAGCGGGGCUCCAGGAUGGCACUGGCACCAUCCAGUGUCUUCACCAGACUUGCCUCCAGACAGCUUCCAGCUGUUUUCAAAACUUGGUGCUAUGCCAUCAAGGAGCACAUUCCAGAGCAUUUCCCACAGGCUGUAGAGAUGUCACAGAGAGGUCUGCCCUGUGCUAUUUAGUACACUGGCAACCAUGUUGGACUACCGAGCUUUCUGGCAGGCUGCUUCAGAAUCAAUACUCAUUUGACUAGAUACUUUCUUGGCUGUCAAAAAAAGUCUGGUAGCCUCAUAGACCUAUCUCAUACCCACAAAUGUUCUUACUGAGGGUAGGCCUUGGAUUUUAAGGCUUUGUGUCUCCUGAGCCGUGAUGGUUGAUAUUAUAAAUAGAAGGAAUCUGGAGUUUUUAGGGGCUUUUGGCUGUGUAAGAGUAAACACUAAAGUUUGAGUUUUAGCCAGUUGGCAAGCAUAGAAGUUUUUGAAGAAUGAAACGCAAGAACAGAAAAGUAAAGCUUUUUGUACUGAGAGUAGGAGUCUGGAGCUUGGCCAGCCAGUGGGACCAAUGUGGGCAAUAACAAAUGCUUCUCCCUAUGGAUGAGACUCUGAAAAGAGCAUUCCACCUCCAUGAUCCACUUGCAGGGCACUGCCAACUAGAGAUCAGCCUGUGGUGCUGGAAGAAACUGUUUAUCGUAGUGACUCUCCACCUGCUGUGCAUUUGCCAGGAUGCAUGCAUGGUAAACUAGUGGGUCCGCAGCCAGUUCCCAAGUGUAAAUGAGGCCCUUGCAUAGAGGAAGAGGAAGGACAGUUCUUUUCCUACCUCUGAGCCUUUUGGGAGAAGCAGCACGGAAUGUUGACAAUUUGAAACAGCUUAAGCUCCCUCGUUGAACUCCUGUCCUAUCCCUGAGGAAUCAGAUGGCCAAAAAGCCAUAGGCAUGUACCCCAAAUUUCUCCAGUAGUUAGAGUGACACUAGAAGUAAAACCCUGACUAAGUGGCUCCUUUGCCUUCUCAGAGGCAUCAGAUGAGAGGUUGGUUGCACUGGUUGAGUUGUGUUAAAUGUAUAACAAGCCAUAUAUUCUUCUGUUUCCUCAUUUCCAAUGUUUUUGCUGUGUGGAUUAAUGAAGUGUGCAAGUUAUUUGAAAAUCCUGGAAGGAAGGUACUUUUCAAAAACAGUAUUCUUUUUGAGCAAUAAACAACUAUUUUUACAUCA
Messenger RNA from Suricata suricatta (meerkat), 4166 nucleotides. It is a transcript of the gene C4H2orf68, whose product is annotated as chromosome 4 C2orf68 homolog. The coding region runs from base 67 to 567 and encodes 166 amino acids. The transcript has 4 exons. The record is from RefSeq and is a predicted model, not a curated record. NCBI's taxonomy places the organism in Eukaryota, Metazoa, Chordata, Mammalia, Carnivora, Herpestidae.